Messenger RNA from Monomorium pharaonis (pharaoh ant), 7942 nucleotides. RefSeq names its product F-actin-uncapping protein LRRC16A (gene LRR). Lineage: Eukaryota; Metazoa; Arthropoda; Insecta; Hymenoptera; Formicidae. The record is from RefSeq and is a predicted model, not a curated record. Bases 100 to 4521 code for a protein of 1473 amino acids. The transcript has 24 exons. Gene Ontology annotation, biological process: cell migration; regulation of Arp2/3 complex-mediated actin nucleation. Gene Ontology annotation, molecular function: protein binding. Gene Ontology annotation, cellular component: lamellipodium; plasma membrane.
GGAGUGAGGAAAGCGACCAAGGAAGGAGACAAAGAGAAAAAGAGACGACGACACAUUAGAUGGAACGGCGAACUUCAAUGGAAGACUCCAGCUAGCAAAAUGUCAACCCGGUCGCAGCUCACGAAAGAUUUGAACGAAUCGGUGAAAGCACUACUUGGUAAGCAUGUGAAGAUACUAUUAAAGAACGUGGUGAAAUUGGAAACAAAACAGGAUAAGCAGGAAAAUCGUGUUCUUGUAUUUUCGCCAUGUCGCCUCUUCCUCUUAUCGGCCAAAGUACCUACAAGAAUCGACUGCCAUUUUCAUUACCUAGAAGUAACGGCCAUAGAGUCAAGGAGAGCAAAUCAGCUAUGUUUGACUGUCGGAGAACGAUAUUACAAUUUUACUACAAACAGCAUCGGUGGGGAUACCACAGAGGUGGACGCUAUGAUAGAGGCCUUACAUACGGCAAUUCGAAAUAUCUUUCCUACUGUACCACUAAAUUACAUUAUACGAAAAAUAGAGGUAAUACCAGCUAGCAGACUGCAGAGCAUACGUGGGAGCGAAUUAGCCAGAAGCACAGAAGCUACGAGACAUACAGGGCCCUGUGGUGGUUUUUCUACUCAGUAUGCCUGCAUGUGUGAUUUGCAUGGUGUACCAUAUAGAGAGGAAGUGGCCUGGGACGUCGACACAAUAUAUCUUUCACACGACACCAGAGAGCUGAAUUUGAGAGAUUUCGAUCAUUUAGAUCAGAAGGACUUAGUGCCAAUUAUUUCAGCCUUGGAGUAUAAUACCUGGUUUACAAAAUUAAGGGCGUCCCAUCUUAAAUUGACUCAUGAGCCUCUGGAGAGAUUGUUACAUAUUAUGCGAAGAUCUUUAUCCAUUCAAGAGCUUUAUUUGGAUAAUCUUGGAAUUAAGUGGGAUUUCGCUCACAAGUUGUCAUUGGCUUUGAUUUCUAAUGCUAACACGAUGCUGCAAACGAUAGAUCUGUCGCACAAUAUGAUCGAAGACAAAGGAGCCUCUAGCUUGUGUGGAAUAAUAGCCAAGUUAAUGCAAGGUGGUACUCAUCUAAGCGGUCCUAUUGGCAAGUUGCCUAAAGGUUUACAAAAAUUGAAUUUGGCUCAUUGUGGAUUAACUGGGAAAGGUAUAAGCCAAAUAGCACAUGCAUUAAGCUUGAACAGAAGCAUGCCGACUAGUUUGCGAUAUCUUAAUCUUUCGGAGAACACCUUAAAAGAUGAUGUUAAUAAUUUGUGUAAUUUUUUGGCGCAACCUAAUAGUUUAACACAUCUAGAUCUUAGCGGUACGGAUACUACUUUAGAAUGUUUGUUUGGUGCAUUAUUACGGGGUUGUGCAACUAAUCUAGUCCAUCUGAAUGUUGCCCGGAAUUCUUUUUCGAGCAAAAAGACCAAAGAAAUACCUCCGAGUUUUAAGCAAUUUUUCACAGCAACUCUCUCGUUGAAGUACUUAAAUAUAUCUUCGUGCAAAUUACCAUUGGAGGCAUUAAAACACCUACUACUCGGUCUGGCAUGCAACGAAAGUACAGUUGGCCUAGAACUUGACAUGAGUGGAAAUAAUUUGGGUUCCAUGGGCGCACAUGUUUUAGAAUCUUGCAUUCAUGGAGUUCGAUGUAUAGCGUCAUUGGAUAUAUCAGACAGUAAUAUGGACGUCGAUUUGGCACAAGUUAUAACAGCAGUGGGCAAAAAUAAAUCGAUAAAGCAGCUUUACAUGGGGCGUAAUACCGCCGGUAUGAAGAGUAAGCACAUAGCUGUCGUGAUGGAUGCUUUGGUGCAAAUGCUUCAAGAAGACGACUGUGUUCUUCAAGCGUUGCAUCUACCUGACUCUCGAUUGAAGGGCGAUCUCUAUAAUCUGAUCAAUGCUCUUGGUAGCAAUACGUGUCUUCACACCCUCGAUAUUAGCGGUAACCAGAUAGGUGAUCCCGGCGCGAGAUUGCUUGCGAAAGCGUUGCAGAUUAAUAAUCAUUUACGGACCAUUAUCUACGAUAAGAACAAUAUCACGUUACAAGGCUAUGCGGAUAUUGUUCAUGCUCUAGAGAAAAACUGUAGUGUACGGCACAUGCCAUUUCCGAUUUAUGAUCUGCAACCUUGUAUGAAAACCUCCGCGGAAAAAACAGAACAGUUAUCCAAGAAGAUACAAGAUCUAUUGCAAAGAAAUGUCACGCCGUGCAAAUAUAGCCAUGGGCAAGCUUUUAGGUUACAACAAGGAUUUUUAUUGAGCUCCACGCAGCAAAUGGUUGACAGACUUGUCGUUCAAACGCAGGAUACUAUCAAGGCUCUCGCGGCAGAAAGUUGCGACGCUAAUAAUGAUAUUAAUUAUGCAACUGGACUUAUACAAGACGCGGAUAAUUCUAAACAGCUACUACCAAGAUUACAUGAAGUGCUUCAAAGACGUGACGAGAAUAAUCCAAUCGAACUAAAGCUACAUGAUAUGGCGAAUGAACUUCACAAAGUUAUAACGGUAUAUUUACAGGAUUCUUUGGAUGCGAUGUUAAAGUGCGCGAAUGAGCAAUGUCCUUCUAUACUUUCGCAAACUGUGAUUAGGGGCGAUGAGAGUGAACCGAUCGCGGUGCAAGAUGAUCUUCGUAAUACAUGCAAAGAGAAAAACCAAAUCAAUAGUGAAUUUAUACAUACCACUGUUACUGAACAAGCUGGCGCAGAUAUUGUCAAUAGAGUCAACGAGCUCAAUUUAGCAGUUGCAGCGCAUAUAUCCGACAGAAUCACGGAUGAGGUAAUCGAGUCAUUGUCAAGAAGUUACAAAACUUUGAUUGGCGAUUGUGAUAGUCGAACAAGAAGCAGCACACCAGAUGUUUUACGACCUAGCGCUGGCUCGAUGAGCAGCGGAAGUGUGAUAGGUGUGACUAGCGCGAGUGGUGUCUCCAUGACUUUACCUCCUGGUAGAGCUAGUCUUGUAUCCGAAGAAGACUGUCCACCGGAGACAUGUUCACUGGCAGAUUCCAUUGGUCAAUGCGUCAACGAUCAAUCACCGAUGAAAUUGGAUUAUCUUAAUCUGGCAACACCACAUCUAUCGAAUAAACGUAAAAGUCUGCAUGGUAGGAAAUUAAGACCUAAAUCCGUCGUAGACUCGGUGGAAGGAUUAUCCGCCGAUGAUAUACCGGAUCUUUUGCCGUCAUUGCCAAAGGGUCAAGCAGAAGCUAUCUCAGAAACCGAGCAUUCGUUGACAGAGUCGUUAGAUUCCGUUUCGGAAUUGCCCAACACAGUAGGUCAGCAGUUGCAGCAUCUGGUCAAAUCUAGACCACGCAGAACAAAAACGCGAGCGCCUACGAGGCCGAUGUUAAGACCGGAUCAACCAAUUGACGGUCUUGCUUUAGGCGAGGGUCUUGACGUGUUUUUCCGACCUACUACACCUACUACUCCUUUGAUUUCGCCUACGAGCGACGACAGCUCUCUACAUACUUUUCCAACGGAUAGCAGUCCGAAUCUAUCCUUGACAAGUCACAAGAGCAUUCCACCCGAUAUGGAGAAGAAGCACAGCUGUAAUUCGCCAAUGUUGAAGACGCUUUUAGAACCUACGCCACGUUCACGAUCCAGCGACAAUUUGGAAAAAUUUUCUCCUCUUGUAGGUAGAAGAUCACAAGGUGAUUCUCCGCUCACCGCGUCACCGCUCGCCCGAAGAAAUACCACAGACAGUGCUCAAGCCCACGAGAGAUCCAAAGGCGAAGCUUUUGCAAAGGAGACUUGUAACAGCGGUUCUGCGAAUGAUAUGAGCGAUGAUUCUAAACGCAGUACGUUAACAAAUUUAUCUAAUGUGAGCCCACGUGGCUCGCACGACAUUGACGACACUUUCGGAGCGAAUAUAUUGGAGAAGGACCAAGAUCGUAAAAGUGUGAAGAAGCCUGAUGCAGAAAAGUCAUCCUCAUCUGUUAAGCUACGAUCGACCGGUCACGACUUAAGAAGUCCGAUAAAUGGUAAUAGUGGCACCAAGAAUACAUCCGAUUCGGCUAAGUCCCCUGUACUGAAACCGUUGAAGAGUAGCGGGUCUACGAGUGACGGAAAAAGCAACGGCUCACUUAUGAAAAAUAAGCCUACUCCACCAGCGACGGCGCCUAAACCGCGACCAUGGAGCAUGGCUACUGAUCGAAAAUCCGGAGAAUUUAGUCUAUUGAGCGACGGUUCUAGUCCGAACACUUCAGCUGGCAACACGCCCGACUCUGGCGAUGCUCUCGACGAGUCUACCGAUAGCGGUGUCAGUGGGCCGGCUUCUUUGCCGCCAACCUUAUCAGCAAGUAGCACUGCGAGUUCGUUGAGUAAUACAAGCGUGGAAAAGAGAUCUGUGAGAGAAUUGGCAGCGAGCUUGAAUAAAAGCAAGACGGAAAGGAAGGAGAAUGAGCAUGCCACACCUGCAGCAUGGCGAUCGCUACUCCAACGUUCUGUCGACCGAUCAGACGCCAAGGCAACGGAAGUGCCGAAAACGGUUGAAGAGAGUCGUCUCAGUUUUAAGCUUCGUCGCACGUCAUUUUUGCGCGAUUCAAAUUUCAAUUACAACAAUAACGAUGUGGUUGACGUUUGAUCGUAUUCUGAUGGAUGGUCAGCGUUGCAUCGUAAGGAAUAUUUUCUUCCGUAUUCCGUAUUCUGUCGAGAUCUGGCACACGAGAUAACAGUACUUUUUGUCUUCGUGCCAUAGAAAGUCUUAUUGUGUAUAUAAAUAUAUACGUAACCGGUUAUAACAUUAGAGACAGGGUACUGAAGGUUUUCACAGCAAUUAAAGUACUAAUUUGUUAUUAAGUGGCAUUAGAGAAUCUUAUACUAAUUUUAUAUGACGUCGUAUAUUUACACGCAGUCGUAAAUUUCGCCUUAGUUAUGUACUCAUGUAUUAUCCAUACACUUCAUUAUCUAUUUCAUGUAUCAGAUCAAUUAUUUUUAACUGCGCGUCUCGACUUUUUUAUUAAAAUAUUUGACACUUCCAGUGAGAUUAAGUACUCAUUCUGUUACUUAUUCUGUCGAAUCCUUGUCGAGCGAUACGUUGCGAUGCCACGUGAAGAUAUUAACGAAAGUGUUCUAUUCUUUGAAGAUUCGUUAUGUACAUAUAUACUUAUAGAUUGUUUGUCUAUGCAUUUCAACAGCGAGAAUAUCUAGAAUAGAAAUACAAACGAGACAUCACAAUUUCAGUAAAAUAGGCUAAAUUGUUUUUGCAUAGAGUGUUAAGAGUAGCGACGACUGGGUGUGAAAUAGGAUAACACGUUGCGUAAAAGAAACGUAAGUGUCUUCCAAGAUUGUAUAACAAACUGCAGCAAUGAUAUUUCGUACAUACAUAUUUUUUGGUUGAAAAAAAUAACGUCCAUUAUAAUAUUUUUCCAUUAAUAUUUAUCGAGUGCGACAUGUCUUUAAUCUGUGAUUAAUUCGUAAAAAUGAAUUGAAAUGGGAUUUUAGUCUAAUUAAAGUUCCUGUCACACAACAAUGCAUUUUACUAUCUAUAGAAAAGUGUAUUAGCAGAUGCAUCUUUCAGCUAAAUUCUAAAUGGCAGCUUUUAUUGUAUUUAUUACGUAUAUCUAUGCAGCUGAUAAUUUUUUAUUGGACGGUGAAAUUAAUUGUAUAUAAAAAAGAAUUUACCUUUAGUGGAUAGAUUAAAUCCAUUUGGCAAGUUUGUUUUUGGCCGAAAACCAUGUGCCGAAACAUUUGUAUUAUUUAAUAAAGUAUUGAAAUAACAAAAUUUAACUAGCUUUGGCUAUAUAAGCGGUUUUAAAUUGUAUAUAUCGCUAUUAAUUCAAUAUAAGAGCCUUUUCAGGUAUACUUUUUAAUUAAUUUUUUUUUUAACUGCGUUAUUGAAUUUGUCUUGAAUAAAGCGUUAUCGAUCACUUUAAACAUAAAAUUUACUUUAAACAUGAAAUAUGGAAAAUUUGUAUAAUGUGUUAUGUAUCAUCACGGUGUUUUUUAACGACAUACAAUUCUAGAUAUAUCUCGUUAAAUUGAAUAGAACUAACAAUACAAGAUUAUUUAUUGAGAUACUUUGCGCCGGGAAUUUUUGGAUAAAUUUUUUUUGUAAAACAUUUUUUGUAGAUGUAAGAUUCAGUAUAGAGUUAUUAUAUAAUCUCGAACUUGCCCUUUUAUAUAGUGAUAAAGCUGUGUAUAUAUAUAUGUAAAAAAAGACUUAUGUAUAAUAAUGAUGAACGAAGAGAGAUUCAUGGAGAGUCCGCGAUUCUUGUUGCUCGAAGUAAAGUAACGUGGAAAAAGGAUUGAAACAUUUUUUUGUGAAUUUUUUAUCGCUUAAUUAUCAUCACGUAAUAUUGAUAUUGAUUCUUUAUAUGAUAUAUAGAACAUGUGAUUGUUGCAUCUUAUCAUGAUAUUACCUAUUAACAAUGGAGAGUGUUCUCUCCCUAACAUUAAGCAAACGAGUAUUAAGAUAUGUUAAUAAAAAUUAUUGCGCGCGCGCGCGCGUGUGUGUGUAUGUGUGCGUGCGUGUGUGCGUGUGCGCACAUGUACUGUAAGACAUAUUUAGGUUGUAAAAGUGAGAAAAUGCGCAUAAGAAAGGCGCGAUUGUUCAAUCUAUAUGUGCGAGAUGUGCGAGAUACGCGAGAAAUCAGCUAAACUGAUUAUGAAAUCAUUUUGGAAUGAAAAUCUUAAUCGAAAUAAUCUUAGAAGUCUGCCAUUGAUGGAUGCCACGCGUCUGGAAUACCCUGUACAAUUGCGGACAAAAGAUACCUUUAAAAGGUAAAAGACACCUUUAAAAAGAAAAAGAUCUAUAGAAGACAUCUUUAAAAAGAAAAGAGACAUCGGUCCUAAAGCGUACCUUUUUUUAAAUUUAAUAUGUGGAUUUUGGAAAGGACGCGCUCUCGAACUGACAUGGUCUACUAUAUAAACAUAAGAAAGUUUCGUAAUAUACUUAAUCAAUCUGAUUCGAGAGAUAGAUUACUUGUAAGAUCUUUACGAUAUUUACUUUUAGACAAGCGUUAUUCCCGACGAUUUAUCGGAUUUGUUCUUAGGGCGGGAUAUUUUUAAAUGCAGUUUCAACAUGUAUUCGAGUAAAAACUUAUAUACCUGCGUCUUUUGCUGCAUUACAAGUGAUGUUUUGUAUACGGUAUGUAUGCGUCGUCGUAUCGUAAGAUGUGUCAACCGCGAGAAAUUAUCAUCACAUCGUAAAACGACUCUGCCGAUUGUUGUGCCAAAAAAGUCUAUUAUACAGCGAUUACGCACAUCUUUUGUACGAUUAGAAGAACUCGCUCCAUUUUCGACCGGCUCUCGUCCGUUGUGUUGUCGUUUACAAUCGCGUCACUUAACUCGCUCGCAAACAGUACACAGAAAAAAAGUGAUUUAACAAAAUAUAUAGUUGCAGACUGUCAAAUGCAGAUAUACUUAAUACAAUAAUUUAUGCUAUUGCAAUAUCAACAUCACAAUUCAAUCGAGACCGUUGUACUUGCAUUAACAGCAAAUAUUAUUGUAUUGAGUAUAUUGUGUAGUUGACACGCAACUACACAUUUUAUUGAAUCAUUUACUUUUUUCUGUGUACGAUUUCACGAUACUGUACAUAAUUUGAGGAUCCAGUAAUCUCAUUCCAUAACGUUACUUACUAAUUAAAGGUUCGCGUUGCUCUCAUUCGUGUAUUUGUGUGCUUCAUUAAUAUGUAUAUGUAUAAUAAAUAUUAAUGAAGCACAUAUACCUAUAACAUAAAUAUACAAAGAAAGUGAGAGAAGUAUUUGGUAUGUAUGCGUGACGUGUGUGAUGUAGCGUGUGAUAUAUUGCAUAUUUAAAUCUUCCCUGAUACACACAUUCCUGUAUGCAUUACAUUUCUAUAUACAUAUGAAUGCGAAAAAAAAGAAAAUUACGUGAGACGCACGCCGAAAUAUAUUGUGAAUAUUAAUAUCCUAUUUGCGCCCGUUCGAUCGAGCGGUCCAGCGAUGUUAACAUUUGCAAUCUGUUUUGCCAAACAGCUUGAUAGAAGCGCAAUAUUAUCCGUUAACGAAUAAAAUAAAGACUCGUAACCAUACAUAUAGAAA